This is a messenger RNA of Sabethes cyaneus, 1098 nucleotides long. RefSeq lists its product as uncharacterized. Bases 1 to 1098 code for a protein of 365 amino acids. The transcript has 2 exons. The record is from RefSeq and is a predicted model, not a curated record. Lineage: Eukaryota; Metazoa; Arthropoda; Insecta; Diptera; Culicidae.
AUGGCGGUCGAAGAGCUGUAUAUUGCUGCCAUUAGUGACGAAGAUGAAUCCAGUGAAGAAGUGUGGUACGAAACUGUGUUGAUUAAUGACGAAAAAGUGAAACUGAAGCUAGACAGUGGAGCGGCUUGCAACGUACUGCCGUGGAAUAUAUAUCGCAAGCUUGGGGGAGUACUGAAGCAAUCGAAGACAAAGAAGUUAGUGUCGUACAGUAACCACAAGUUGAACGUAAAAGGCGAAGCAGAACUACCGGUUACUGUGAGAGGCCGAAAAGAAAGUGCAACCUUCAAAAUAGUUGAUGGGGAAGUGAUGCCAAUUUUGGGCAGAAAGACAAGCGUCAGAUUUAAAUUGAUAGCACGCGUGGAUGAUGUGAACAUGGAAGAUUCAUUAUUCAGCGGCCUCGGUUGUGUAAAAGGAUUUAUUUACGAUAUUGAUCUGGUAGAAAACCCUACCUUUCGAAAUGAACCGCCCAGAAGGAUACCUCACUCACUCCGCGCAGCAGUUAAGCAAGAAUUGGAUUCAAUGCUAAAAAUGGGGGUCAUUGAACCGAUCAUAGAACCAACACCAGUCCUCAAUGCAAUGGUGAUAGUGAGGCAAAAAGUUCCAACAUCCGAAGCCACUCUAAAACCGCAGGUGAUAAACAACGUUACGGAAACGUUGGGUGAACGACGACUACAGCAAAAGAUGUACGCAGACAGAGGAACAAUUAGACCGCCAGAAUACCAUGAAGACCAAAUGGUCCUAGUACAGGAUACUAAAUCGCGCACUUGGAAGGAAGGGAAGAUAGAUGAAAGGCUGGAGCAACCAAGAUCAUACAUUGUACAUCUAUCAGAUGGAGGUGUGGUUCGCAGGAAUGCCAGGGAUAUCAGACCCAGGAAAACAUCAGUCAAAACCAUCGGUCAUCAGCAUCGCGAGGAAUCACCGUGUCGACUGCAGCCUACAGUGUACCCAGAUGACAUCGAAGCAACACUAGACUCCCAACCUCCAGAAGAAGAUCAAUCGUUGAGUGAUACCAGUAACCCACCCUUGGCAAGUCCUUUACGCACCAGGAGUGGACGAGUAAUCCGUAUGAAUCAGGAUAGCUGCUAUGAAUACUAUUGA